CGCGGCUCCGUGUUCUAAUCUAAUCAUGUCCGAUGGGGGAAUGUUAUAUUUGUUUACAUCGUGCUGUACCUUUGUUCGAUUCGCCAGUUCUGUUCUCUCGCAGGCGCCAGACGCUACCGAACUGGCUGACAUCCGGAAUCGCCCGCAACCAGAAAGCCGUUCCUCAAACCCUAACCCACUCCGACGACACAUUGCACGCGAGCAAGGAUACGAUGGCACGUCACACACUCUGCCCUGAGGGCAGCUCGCUUGUGGCCACUGCCAAGCAGCGUGCCGAAUCGUUCGAUUUGCUCGACGAGCUGGAACUGUUGCUGCACCGGAAAGGACGUUGGCCGGUGUUCCUCGUGACCUUGAUUGCGUUGGCAUUGUGUUUCCUCGUGGUCGGUUUACUGAUGGCCACCGGGAUCAUGUUGGUGACGUUCCUGCUGUUCAUCUUCAACAUCGAACCGCCAAACGAGACAACCAGUUGCCUAAAUUGGCGGGGGGAUUUUUAAAAUGUACCGCUAAUUGUUGCAAUACAAUAAAUCUGCUAAAACCUA
Molecule: messenger RNA, 539 nt
Organism: Anopheles merus
Lineage: Eukaryota; Metazoa; Arthropoda; Insecta; Diptera; Culicidae
Exons: 2
Coding region: 33-494 (153 amino acids)
Source: RefSeq, a predicted model, not a curated record